AUGGAGCCAAUAAGAAAUUCCUCGGGGAAUAUUCAACAUAACCCUGUUAAUUCAUCCACAAGCUCUAAUAACAACCUGCCGGCAAACCCUCUGCCCUUACCACCACAUCGUGCGUCUCCAAACACAGGUUCAACUCCAAGUAAUACCAGUACUGUACCAAAUGCAACUGGGAUCAACAAUCAUGAGGAUAACAACAACGCUGACAGCAACGAUUCAGCACAACAAACGCUAAAAAAGAGGAAUAGAAUUCCAGCAUCUUGUUCCAUGUGCAGAAAGAGAAAAUCCAAAUGUGAUAGGGUACGGCCAGUAUGUGGUACAUGUAUCAGAAAGGGAAUAACACACUUGUGCCAGUACGAAUUCAACUCUGGUCACAGAUAUCUUUACCAAAACCCCCACCAAUAUAACGGGCAAGGAUACACACAACAAUCAAACUCGUAUAACUAUAAUGGACCUCAGGGUUAUCCAGGUAGUGGACCUCCUCCACCAGGACCAUUACCACCCCAUUUUCUGCACUCACCACAACAUUACAUUCCUCCGUCACCCAAUGCUUCCGACCCAGCAAACUAUGCACCACCAAAUAUUCAACAACAAUAUCCUGUGGGGCCAUCACCACCAGGUCAACCUAUUUUACCACCGCACCAGCAACAGCAACAACAACAGCAGCAGCAGCAGCAACAACAACAACAACAGCAACAUCCUCCGCACUUGUAUCACACUCCACCAUUCAAUGGUCCGCCUUUAUCUCAACCCUCACCCAACUACUCCUCUCCGGGAGCUUCUCACAUUUACUCGCCGUCAAGUGGUCCAGGAUCUUCCACGCAGUACAGACCAAUUCCACAACCACCCUUCAACAACGGUACAGAGAAAGUUCUGCCACGCCAAUUACCAAUACCAGGACCUCCUUCGCAACACAGGACCUCUCAAGAUAAUGGAAAACCAUAUUUGCCCAGUCCUACAGCAAUAUCAAAUUCAGUAUUUAGAUCUGGCUCACACCACCAACAGUCAGGAUCGAUCAGUUCACUUCCAUUACCACAGCCUCCGUCUGCCCCCUUGUCUGCAAUCGGAUCAACUUCUUUGCGUUCAGACAGUCAGCCCCAAUUACCUCCCCCAGUUGCCGGCCAGUCUACAAAAAAUGUCACUACAUCACCAUUGGCAAACUACCCUCUCUCUCAACACUCAUCUCCUAAUGAAAUCAAUGGUGGGGGGAACCAAAUGGCAACACCAACUACAAGAAUACGAUCAAUGCCUUCUGAAAAUGUGCCUUCACCUUUGACUAGUAUGCAUAAGCCCAGUGCAACAGCUACAACACCUGGUUCAUUUAUCAAUGAACAAAAACCCACUUCCAUGCAAAAUUCACCAAACGUUAAGGACUCCUUUUCAUCAAACUCAUUGGUUUCAAUUCCACUAGGCCCUAAUUCAUCAUUACAGGUUAGCACUGAGGACAGAAUGAAUGUUUUCUCCAAUUCUAGCUACUCAGUAGCAUUGGAAAACCAAAUUAUCCAAGAACAAGGAGUACUUUCGUACCUUGGAUUAACCAAGAGUGAUCCCUUCAUUACAAUUUUAAGAAACUUUACAGUCCACUUGUUUAGGGCAGGAGAAAUGACAAAGUUUAUCAGAACAGAUGCCAAUAAAAAGCGCAGAAAUUCAACAGGUUCAGCUUCUAGGCUUUCAUCCAGGCAUAGUGAUGGUUUGUCGUCAUUCCUGAAGAAACCAAAAUUGAAUUUGACGCCAGCUGAUCACGAAAAUGCUGUUGAAGCAGCACCUAUGGCUCCAAGCGAUUCAAACCAAUCAAACAAUGAUGCUGAGAUAAACAACCUUUCAAAAGCGGCAAUCAAGCAUGCACGGGAGCAGUCAUUAAAUUCGUUGAAUGUCGCUUCACCUUUCGAUAAGUACUCACCAAAUGUUGGAGAGAAUAAAAGGGAAGAGCGUAAGCUACCGAACAUCAUGCCAUCUGUUGAGUCUUUUUUCGCUGGCUCAAAUAAGAAGGAGUAUUAUUCAAUGGUGGAAAAGGUCAUUAUUGCAGUUUUGCCUGAUCAAGUAAACCUGUUUAAGUUAUUUUGCCGGUUUUUCAAAUAUGUUCAUCCUUUUAUUCCCAUCUUGGAUGAAACACCUUUAAUUGUGGAGGUGAAGAAUUUGUUGACAACUUUCCCUUCUUUCGGACAUGAUAGAUGGACUUCAGUCAAGAUUCGCAACGACCAAGACUUGCGAACAUUGGGUUUAUUUUUGCUUAUUUUGUCGUUGGGAUUCAAAAGUUUGAUACAUAAUGACAAUGUGUACAAUGAUUAUACCGAUGAAGAGGUGUCAAUGAUUCAAGACAUGACGCAAAUUUCGUCAGAUGAGUUUAAAAAGGUGAUUAAUCUAUGUAUUAGUGAUGGCUUGAUUGCUGCAAAGUCUUCAUUCAAGUUGGUUCAAUUGUUAACCCUUUUAUAUUUUUAUAAGGAAGUUUCGCCUGAUGACGGUCAUGGUAUAUGUGGAGCUGACUCACAAAUCUUACUUGGUGUGACUAUACGACAUGCACUUGCCAUUGGAUUGAAUCGUGAUCCAACAUCAUAUACUGCGUAUGAUGCUCUUUGCAAAAAUCCUGCAUUUAUCAAAACAUGGAGGUAUUUAUGGAACUACUUGACGGAAGCGGAUGCAAUGAGCAGUCUCCACAAUGGUACCAAUUUAAACUUGAGAAAUUUGAAAAUGAGCGAUGUACAGACUCCUUAUGAAUCAAAGGACAAAACGGGGGAACUUAAUGAGACGAUUAAACGAUACAAUUCAAUAUGUGAAUGUUAUCGUCAGUUGUGUAACAAAAUCAACAAUGUAUGGGAAAAGCCAAAAGUUAUGGAUAUUUUAGCUGAUACUAAUCAUUUGGAAAAGAUAUUUUUUGAUUUCUUCGGAAAAGAUUUCUUCCUGACUGUUAUCUGUAAGCCAGCAAAAGUUAACCCAAAUGCAAGUUCAUGGGAUGCAAGUACGUUUGAACAUGAAGAGCAAAUAAUCAAGGUGAUGAAAUACUGCAUGUUUAUUCAAUUGAGGACAAACUUGUCUGGUAUGUACUAUAUGAUUGCCAUUCAUUAUGAAAAUGAAUAUAACGAGUCAAAGACUCCAUCCAUGAAUGCUGGAAUUGAAUUAUUCAAGAUCUAUAUCAAGAGUGUGGUGCAAAUUGUGUACAUUAUGACUCAUGUAUUGGACAACUCGGUGGAAUUAUUUGGCAAGAAUUUUGAUUACAUUCUUACAGCAGCUAAUGAACGAUAUAUGAUUAGAACACAUUCCUUCUUGACGUCGUUCUUCAUUAGGUUGCUCCAUCAAAAGAAGGAUUUGUCUUUCAAAGUGUUUAAAGAACCAAGCUAUAUUCCUCGACUUGAAGUUAUUGACACCUUAUUCACCAUGGUUCUAGUCGAAGCGGAGUUAUUUGUAGGUAAUUUCCGCAAAUUGUCACGUACUUAUAUCAACAGUUAUCGAUUAUACAUUAUGACAUAUAUAAUCAUGCGUCAAUGUGUUGAAAACCCCGAUGUGUUUUUUGAAAAGGCAAUUAACGAUCAACUGUUUUUUCACCAGGGCACCAAUAUGAUUGAAUUUUUCACCCUUGCUGAAUUGCAUCAUUUAUGUCGAUUAUGUGGUGAAUUUCGUAAUGCCACUGAAGAAAAAAAGAGAUUGAAAAGAGAAAAAUUGAAAGCUAAGGGAAUAAUUGUUGAUAAUGAUGAUGAGAUUGAUAAUUUCAAUUUCGAUUCGUUACGAUCAUCAGUUGAUAUUGAUGAUUUCGCCAUAUUCAAUAAUGGAAAUGGUGCUACAUUUAUGUCAUUUUUUGAUGAUGACCAAGUAUUUGAUAAUUUGAAUAAUUUACCUGAUGAUAUUUUGGAUCCAGUUGCCCGUAAUGAAGAUUUGAUUCGGUUGUAUAAUAUUUAUGGAGAUUUUGAUGAGGAUUUGGUCAAAAUGGGAUCAUCUUAA
This is a messenger RNA of Lodderomyces orthopsilosis Co 90-125, 3930 nucleotides long. RefSeq names its product Zcf13p (gene ZCF13). Gene Ontology annotation, biological process: positive regulation of transcription by RNA polymerase II; DNA-templated transcription. NCBI's taxonomy places the organism in Eukaryota, Fungi, Ascomycota, Pichiomycetes, Serinales, Debaryomycetaceae. The record is from RefSeq and is a predicted model, not a curated record. The transcript has a single exon. The coding region runs from base 1 to 3930 and encodes 1309 amino acids. Gene Ontology annotation, molecular function: DNA binding; DNA-binding transcription factor activity, RNA polymerase II-specific; zinc ion binding. Gene Ontology annotation, cellular component: nucleus.